Messenger RNA from Scophthalmus maximus (turbot), 4760 nucleotides. Its product is annotated as NACHT, LRR and PYD domains-containing protein 12. Gene Ontology annotation, molecular function: protein binding. The record is from RefSeq and is a predicted model, not a curated record. The transcript is spliced from 7 exons. Bases 142 to 3273 code for a protein of 1043 amino acids. Lineage: Eukaryota; Metazoa; Chordata; Actinopteri; Pleuronectiformes; Scophthalmidae.
CGCCGCCGGUGUUUAUGACGACUGAUAAGACUGUGAGAAGAAAGUUUCUCUCGCUUGUUACUUAUCGAACAUGUUUCAAACGGGGCAGAGCAGCCGGACACAGAAACACAGGAUGUAUUAAGAACAACGUCAGAUGCAGAGAUGGUGACCGUUGAAGAGCUGCUCUUGGAGGCCCUGGAAAAGUUGGAACACGAAGACUUUAUGACUUUCAAAUGGUACCUGCAGCUGCCCGAGCUCUACAGCGGCUUCACGCCGAUCCCGACGUUCCGGCUGAAGGAGGCACAGAGGCGGGAGACGGUGACAGUGAUGGUGCAGAAAUACAACCGUCAGGUCGUGGAGGUGGCCAAGGCGGUCUUUGGGAAGAUGAACAUGAAUGAACUGGUGCAUUAUUUGACAGAGCGAAGCUCAGCGCUAAAAGAUGUGAAGACCUCGGCGCCAGAGCUGACGGAACAGCAGAUCAUACGGUACCAACAGAAACUACAGUCUUACCUCAAGGCCAGGUUUAUUUCUGUUCAGGAGGGAAUGGCAGAGAGGAUGGACGAGCAGUGCCUGCGCGACAUCUUCAUCGAGCUGUUCAUCACAGCCGGGAGGGAAAUACACAUCAACGAACAGCACGAGAUCAUGUGGAUGAAGAACCAGAGACGGACGGCAGCAGACACCGAGACACCCAUCGAGCCGAGUGACAUAUUCAAAAGCACUUCUGGAAAACCCAUGAGAAUGGUGCUGACGACUGGAGUGGCAGGAAUUGGCAAAACGUUCGUUGUGAAAAAGUUUGUGUUGGACUGGACCGAGGGGAGGGAAAACCAAGACGUACAUCUUAUAUUUCCCUUUAGCUUCAGCGAACUAAACUUAAUGAAGGGAAAGAAGCUCAGUCUGGCACAGCUGGUCCAUAAAAGUAUCUGGGAAACCAGAGACAUCAAAGAGGAAGAUCUCACAGUUAUCUUCGCAAAUCUACAGGCGUCAGGAUGCCGAGAUUACAACGUGAGUCAAUUUAAACUUCUGUUUGUGUUGGACGGAUUGGAUGAAAGCCGCCUUCAGCUGGACUUGACUAGCACUGAACAGCAGCGAGCUGAUUUUGACGUGACACAGUCGGCCUCAGUGGAGGUCCUGCUGAACGCCCUCAUCAGUGGGACUCUGCUUCCGUCUGCUCGCGUCUGGAUAACCACCCGACCCGCGGCCGCCAGUCAGAUCCCUCGAGACUAUGUCCAGAGAAUGACGGUGGUGAGCGGAUUCACCGAUCCACAGAAGGAGGAGUACUUCAAGAAGAAAUUCCCAGAUAGGGAGCAAGCCAGCAAAAUCAUCUGCCACAUCAAGUCAUCGCAAACCCUGUUCAUCAUGUGUCACAUCCCAGUGUUCUGCUGGCUCACUUCUGUAGUCCUGCAGGACAUUUUGAUUACAAAAGCAAAGAUGUAUCUGCCCACAACAAUGACCGAGAUGUAUUCAGAGUUCCUGAUGUAUCAAAUCACCCAAACGGAAAAGCGAUGUGGCACGAAAAAGAGCAUUCAGUACAUCAAGUCCUUAGCAAAACUAGCAUUCCGCCAGCUGGAGCACGGCAACCUCUUCUAUGAGAAAGACCUGAAAGACAGUGGCAUUAACUUCCGUAAAGCCGCGCUGAACACCGGGGUGUUCACGGAGGUCUCUAAGGACGUGCGCAUUUGGAGGGGCCACAGCGACAAGGACAGAAAGUUCAGCUUUGUGCAUUUGAGCCUUCAGGAGUAUUUUGCUGCCCUUCACGUCGUGAUGUCACUCAUUAAAGACAACAAGAAUGUCCUGUCUGAGACAGAGCUGACACUGGACAAACUGUGCACGCUUUGCAAGAGAAUACCCUUAACAGACGUCCACGAGAUCGCACUUGAAAAAGCACUGCAGAGUUCCAACGGGCACCUGGACUUGUUCCUGCGCUUCCUUCUGGGCCUUUCCCUGCAGACCAGUCAGGAUCUCCUCAGGCGCCUGCUGAAGAUGAGCAAAGAGUUCCCUCUGACCAACCACCAGCACACGAUCAACUCCAUCAAGAAAAGGAUAAGUGGGAAUACAUCUCCAGAGAGGAGCAUCAAUCUGUUCUACUGUCUUAAUGAGCUGAAGGAUGAUUCCCUCGUGAACGAGGUCCAGCAGUACAUGAGUUCAGGAAAUCUUUCCCCGAGCAGUCUCUCUCCCGCCCACUGGCCGGGGCUGGUCUUCAUCUUACUCUCAUCGGAAGAAGCUCUUGACGUGUUCGACUUGAAGAAAUACUGUCCGUCAGAGGAGGGUUUACUCCGGCUGAUGCCAGUGGUUAAGGCCUCCAACAAAUCCCUGCUGAGUGGCUGCAAUCUGUCAGACAACAUCUGUGAAGCUCUGGCUUCAGCGCUCAGCUCUCAGUCGUCCAAACCAACCGAGCUGGACCUGAGUGACAAUGACCUUCAGGAUUCAGGCGUCAGGCUCCUCUGUGCUGGACUGGAGAGUCCACAUUGUGGCCUGCAGACACUCAGACUGUCCGGCUGUAUGAUCUCGGAGAGAGGCUGCGCUUCUCUGGCCGCAGCCCUGAGGUCCAACCCCUCAAAGCUGAAAGAGCUGGACCUGAGCUACAAUCAUCCAGGAGACUCGGUAGCGACAAUGCUGUCGGCUCUCCUGAAGGAUCCACGCUGGAGACUGGACACUCUCAACCUCGACUAUUGUGGCGAGCAAAGGCUGAGACCUGGUUUGAAGAAAUACGUUUGUGAACUGGCCCUGGAUGAAAACACGGCACAGAGGAACCUCAAACUGUCCGACGACGGCAAAACGGCGACGGCCGUACCGGACAAGCAGCCGCCUCGUCAUCACCCGGAGAGAUUCGACUGCUGGCUCCAGGUGCUGUGCGGCACCGGGCUGACCGGCCGCUGCUACUGGGAGGUCAAGUGGACAGGCAAGGUCUACGUAGCAGCGACGUACAAAAGAAUCCUCCGGAAAGGAGAGGGCGCCGACAUCUGCCUCGGAGCCAACGACCACUCCUGGGUGCUGCUCUGCGACGACGAUGGCGGCAGUUACUCUGUGCAGCACCAGAACGAAGCCGUGGCCAUUCGCCCCCGGUUCUCUCCCGCCUCCGACAGGGUGGGAGUGUUUCUGGACUUUGCCGCUGGCGUCCUGUCCUUCUACAAAGUGACGCCCGACACCAUGAUGCUCCUCCACACGUUCAAAGCCACAUUCGACCAGCCUCUUUACCCGGCCUUCGGGUUCGGCUUCCGACACUCGUUUAGAGGCUUCAGGUCGUCGGUGUCGUUGUGCGAGGUGGAAGACGGCAUCUUCUUCUCCAACUGCUGAGUCAGGACAAACACCGAAACGCAAAGGUUCACUCUGGACAACAAUAAACUGAAGGUUAGUUGGUCAGGCCCAACCCCCUGACAAAGCCAAGUAAGGCCAGAGCAGAGGCCGACAUUUCCCACGUGGAAUUGGUGGACCAAUCACAACAGUGUCGAGCCAGCUGGCCAAUCACAGCAGACUGGGCUUCCUUGGGAGGGAGGGGCCUCAAAGAGACAGGAGCCAAAACCAAGAGUUCCAGACCGAUGUUGUGAAAGAGGAGCUGCAGGAAACUGAACAUUAGAGCAUGUGAACCUUUUCGAGUAAUGACCCAAAUCAACAUUAUGAACCUGAAUAUGAAAAUAAUAAGUGCGACGGCAUUUUUCGAAUGAUACUUUCACAAAUGUCAAACAUUUUUCUCGAAAAAUUCAGCUCCAACUCAGAUGAAUGAUUUUUUUAUUUUGUUUGUAUGUUUGAAUUGUCUUGUAAUGAUUUAAAAAUGGAAUUUGCCCUCAGGUCUCUCUCUGUCUCUUGUAAAGAUUCUUUAUGAAUUCCAGGUCCAGGUAUUAUUGAAUUAGUUUGAUUUCAUAUAAUUGAAUGUGUUUGACCGACUCAUGCUUUUUUGUCUCGGUCCAUCUAUGUGGAGGUACAGUAAGUUGAGGAAGGGGAGGUGAAGACGAGCUGUGUGUGUGUGUGUGUGUGUGUGUGUGUGUGUGUGUGUCCUGGUGAAAGCAGUUCCGUGUGAUUAACGUUUCAUUCACUCUGCUGCUGAAUCCCCAGAAUCAGGCACAUUCAGCCCGAGUCUGUAAUCCACACUACAGAGCGCUGCUGGAGUGUGUGUUCGCUUUAUUGUCUGUGUGUGUUCCCCAGUGUGAAUGUGUGUGUGUGAGUGUGUGUCUGUGUGUGUUCCCCAGUGUGUGUGUGUGUGUGUGUGUGUGUGUGCGUGUGUGUGCAAGCUCCAGGGUAAAUAGCGCCUGAUUUCUACUGUGACUCUGCAGCCUUCACUUCUAUUUUCUCUCAAUGUCACAGACUCUCUCUCUGUGUGUGUGUGUGUGUGUGUGCGUGUGUGUGUGCGCGUGUGUGUGUGUGUUCAGGGUUUCAUGUCAGGUUAUAAUCCUGUCAGGCUCAGAAACCUGAACUGACGCGAACAAGAGAGAGACAGAGAGAGAGAGAGGGAUGAAUGACAGACUCGUUCGCCCUCUCUCUCUGGGGUAACCAUGGUAACGGGCCUGUCUCUGUUGCCAUGGCUUCGGGUUGGAAAAUCGUCUGCCUCAGUGCCCUUGAGCAAAGCAGUCUGAAUGGGUAAAUUACAUGUUUGCAGCUUCUUAUCAAACUGAGGACUCAAAAAAACAAACGACUAAAUACUCAAAAAACGGCAAAUAUCAAACUAAAGACUCGAUUAAACAAAAAUAUUCUAUAAUAAAUCUAAAGAAAGUAGAGAAAAUAAAAGUAAAGUAUGAAAACUCUUCGUCUCUAAUGAGCAGUUUCAGUCGCACAUUGUAAUAAAAGGU